GUGGGAAAGCUCCAGAAAGAGGAGCACUCACCGGUCAUCAGUCCGAUCUGCAGCCGACACACAGGCCACCUGUCUCGGAUUAUCCACCGGACAAACACCGCUGGAAUACUACUCCUGGAUGCUCCGGAGAAAAAACAUUUUUACACUGAAUUGUUGAGACUUGUAGAGACUUUAGAGACAAAAAAACACACAAACACGGAGAUCUGCUCCGCGUUCAGCACUUGUUUCGUCUGUUGAUACCGGGAAAUGAUUUUUUGCAUGUCGUUUUUGACAAACCGAAAAACGUAUUUUAAACUCUUAUAAUAUUCAUUUAAAACCACAACUAAUGAGUAUUCCUCUACACUAGUCUCUUUAGGUGAAUAUUAAUUGAUAUUCUAUUGUAAUUUCUUCCUGUGGUGGCAUUAAAUCGUUAUUGUAUCCUCCAAAACAUAUGAUAAGAACAGAAAAAAGGGGUUAGAAACUUUUUUUCUUUGAACAAAAAAAAACCCUUCACGCUUCUACCGGGAGACACGCAGACUUCUCCCCGCCCUACAUGCACCAUGAAGCGGCCUUGUGAGGACAGCAGCUCCGCAGAGAGCGACCUGGAGGAGAACAUCGAUGUGGGAAGAGAGUGCCUUUAUCCAGGGCACAUGACGGCGUCUCUGAUGAGAUCCCCGACCGCCAACACUCAAGUGACGGCGAGGAAAAAGCGCAGAGGGGUAAUCGAGAAGAGGCGCAGAGACAGAAUCAACAGCAGUCUGUCGGAGUUACGCAGACUCGUGCCCUCUGCCUUCGACAAGCAGGGUUCAGGUAAACUGGAGAAGGCAGAGAUCCUGCAGAUGACUGUGGAUCAUCUAAAGCUGCAGGCCACCGCAGGGAAAGGUUAUUUUGACGCCCAGGCUCUGGCGCUUGACUUCCUGUCUCUGGGUUUCCGGGAGUGUGUGACGGAGGUUUCUCGUUUCCUGAGCUCCGUGGAGGGUCUGGACCCCGAAAACCCUCUAAAAUCCCGCCUCCUCUCCCACCUGUCCUCCCAUUUACACCCCCAAAACCACCAUCACCACCUCCAGUACCACCAGCAGCCUCUCCCUUUAUCUCCCCCCUUCUUCCCCCAUCAUUUGGCUGCGUUUCGACCUCCAUAUGGACUCAAUAUGGGAGACGGAGGUCAUGUUUUAGAUGUUUUUCAACGCAAUGUCACCUCUUCAUCACCUUCUUCUUCCUCCUCUUCCCUCCUCUCACUCUCUACUUCAUUUCCUAUUGGUUUCCCCAUCCUCCCUCCUUCCUCUUCCUCCUCCUCUUCGAUUCCUCUCCUCAGCAGCACUAAACCCUACCGACCGUGGGGAACUGAAGUCGGAGCUUUCUGAUUUUAAAACAGCCUAAAAUAACUUAAAACCCAAUUUUCAUAUGCCUGCUACUUCCUGUGUGUCUUUGAGAUACGUUAAGAC
Molecule: messenger RNA, 1421 nt
Organism: Notothenia coriiceps (black rockcod)
Lineage: Eukaryota; Metazoa; Chordata; Actinopteri; Perciformes; Nototheniidae
Product: hairy/enhancer-of-split related with YRPW motif protein 2-like
Exons: 5
Coding region: 540-1340 (266 amino acids)
Biological process (GO): regulation of DNA-templated transcription
Molecular function (GO): DNA binding; protein dimerization activity
Source: RefSeq, a predicted model, not a curated record